This is a messenger RNA of Oryza sativa Japonica Group (Japanese rice), 1321 nucleotides long. RefSeq lists its product as uncharacterized. The record is from RefSeq and is a predicted model, not a curated record. Lineage: Eukaryota; Viridiplantae; Streptophyta; Magnoliopsida; Poales; Poaceae.
UUAUUAUCUCCACCACAUCAUCACAAGCCGCAGCAGUCAGAAAAACAAGGGGAAGAAGAGCAGAUUGGAUUAGCGCCGAGCCGAGGCGGCCUCGACGAUAAGCUUCGCCUCGCCGGCCGCCGCCAUGCGGAACCCGCCCGGGAGGCACCUCCUCCGCGUCGCCACCCGCGCCGUGCGCUCCUCGUCGGCGCUCGGCAGCGGCGGCGGCGGAGGGGGCGCCUCGACCUCCGCCACGUCCCCCGUCGCCGCCUCCUCCUCAUCCGGUGGCCGCCCGCGCACCCGCUCCGGCGGCCGCCUCCUGCGCGCCACCUCGCCGCCCCCGCCCUCCGCCAUCGCCGCGGCCGCGUGCUGGGAGUCCCGCACGAUGCGCCGCGAGGGGGAGGAGGAGUGGGAGGAGGUCGUCGCCGGGGCCGAGGAGGCGGUUCAUGGGGCCCCCGUGCCUGUUGCGGAGGAGGAGGAGGAGUACAGGGUGGUGUUCUGGUCGCCGCCCACCGGCGACGAGGUCCGCGCAGCCUUCACCAGCAUCGAGGAGGUAUUUGGUGAUCCUUUUCGUGCGCAUUCUUAUGAAACUGAGGAGCAAUCAGCAUUGUCCACCUCAGUACAUUCGUCAUCUGGCAAUUCAUCAGGAUCAGAUGACUGGAUUGAACCUGCUGCCUAUGCUCUCAACUCAACUGCUCUUCUGACAAGGGAACAUAGAAAUGUUUUGGAUGCCUUCCGUUUAUUGCAAAAAGAUCCUAAUGUUCAGAAAAUGGUCAUGUCCUUGUCAUGCGACAGGGCUGUAUGGGAUGCUGUUAUGAACAACGAGGCAGUGCAAGAAUUCAGGAGAUCUUUCCAGGAUGACAAAGAAGCAGCAGGUAGAAAGGGAAACCCUGGUGGUCCUGCUGGAGUGCUUAAGUGGAUUCUGGGCAACACCCAAGCAAAAAUAAUGGAAUUCAUGAAUAAUAUAAUGAAGAUUGUGAACAUGCUUUUCCACUCUGAUGAUGAUGAAGCGAAGCCCGACCUUUACACUGAUGCAGUGAAGGUGUCAUUCAUGCUCUCAGUUUUCAUCUUCAUCGUGGUGGCCAUUGCUCGUAUCAAUUUUGAGCCGUGGGAUUUCAAAGUGUGGUGAUGCAAGAUUCUGCAAGCCGUGUGUGCAUGUUUUGUAGGACAGCUCAUGAUUUCCAAGCUAUCUAACUUAAAUUCACACGAAAUUGUACAUCGAUGAUUUCUGUAUCAUUUGACCCUGUUAGUCUGUUGUAAAGGAUUGGUUUGUCUGUGUCCCAUUUUCACUGGGAGAUUAAUAUACUUAAGAAUAGAUAAAUAGUUCCGCUUGCUUGGACGA